Messenger RNA from Siniperca chuatsi (mandarin fish), 5061 nucleotides. It is a transcript of the gene l3mbtl1b, whose product is annotated as L3MBTL histone methyl-lysine binding protein 1b. The record is from RefSeq and is a predicted model, not a curated record. NCBI's taxonomy places the organism in Eukaryota, Metazoa, Chordata, Actinopteri, Centrarchiformes, Sinipercidae. Gene Ontology annotation, molecular function: zinc ion binding; protein binding. Gene Ontology annotation, biological process: regulation of DNA-templated transcription. The transcript has 22 exons. The coding region runs from base 1241 to 3772 and encodes 843 amino acids. Gene Ontology annotation, cellular component: nucleus.
AUUUAUUGCCGUUAACAGUGGCGAAUUUUGAAAAAGCGGCCUUCGUUUUGCUAAUUAGCGUUAGUUCGCAUUAUUUCCACGCUGAUUUAAAACGGCGAGAAUAAAUCGUUUUUUCAAGUUUCUAUUGAAGAAAUGAAUCAAGCAACAAUGUUGAAGCUCCUAACAGUAGCGCGGUGUUAUUGCGAGUGUGUGUGAUAUUGUGCGAAAUAUUGGCGUUUUGCAAAAUGCGUUUUCCUAUUGUUAUUAACCUGGAAACUUAUUUAUUACAGAUUGUCCUUAGCUGGCUGCAUCUAGUCACAAUGCUACGGCUAGCUGUCUAGCAAUCCUCCGUUCAGUUGAACGGAGUGGAGCUAGCUGACUGUUAGCUUCAUGUCAGCGCUAGCUAGCAACCUGGGCUGACAUUCCGUGACAAGGGGAAAGUGAAGAAAAUAACCCGAGUGAAGGAAAACACCAAGUCAGGAAAUUACACAGCAAGCACUUGCUUUUGUUCAACGCGUAGCGGCUUUACACGAUCUGUUUAAAUAUGUAACUUGAGUAAUUUACAUAGUUUAAACGUGUUGGUGGCCUCUUCCUAUGCUCCGCCAUUUUGUAUAAGACGAAUGCUAAUCAUGGGCGCUCUUACAUACACUUUAUUUAUGGAUAGAAUAAAACUGGGGUAUUAAGUGCAAAGUCAGACUUAAUCAAGAUCCAUUAGCUCGGGCUGUUGUUUACUUUUCACAUGGUUAUGACCACCAUGCAAACAGAAAAUAUCACCUUAAUACAGCGUUGAACAUGCGUCAAGACUAAAACGUUAUAUCGUAAUAUUCGUCGGAUUAAAACGCUUUUAAGUUUGGCCAGUCAGUGCAGAAAACAGUGUUCUCUUUAAAAUUGAUAAACAAAUUACCCUCUCACUUGUUCAUAACCAGGCAAACAGCCGGUUUUAAGAGAUACUGUUAAAACAAGGAAAAGAUGAACUUGUGUGGUUAACUUAAAGUUGAGGCAUUUUUCCUCAUGUUUGUAAAUGAUCCUGACGAAGAUUCACGCUAAUGGGACCGUUUGUGCACGUAUUUCCCAGUUAGUUGACCAGCAAAACAAUAUUAUUAUUGACUGUGUUGUCUGAAAUCGAAGUGCAUGGUGUAUCCUGCAAGCCAGCACACAGUCGCCAUCUAGCGGUGAUGUUGGACAAUGCUGUUUACAAGUGCAGGUAGAAACUGCAUUCUUCGUUGGGAGCACUUUGCAGGGAUAUAAAGGAGGAGUGGGAAUGACCGAUACUCCACCCAGUGAUGGCCCCUCCCAGGGAGCUGAGUUUGACAUUAUGGGUGCUUUGGACUGGAAGGAUGGUAUAGCCACGCUGCCAGGCAGUGACAUCAGGUUCCGCAUGACAGAGUUUGCGACUCUUGAGAUUGUCACAGACCUAGAGGUCAAAGGGCAGGAGGCACAGCCUAACUGUAAGACCUUGGACCCAGCACAGUCACACACUCCCACCCCUCCACCAGAGGGCCAAUCACAGACUGGCACGGCCACAGCUCCAGCCAAUCAGAGUCAGCCAGGUUCGUCACAAGCUAAAGCCCCCCGUCCUGUGCUUCUGUCUUUAGAGGAGGGCCCCAGUAUGGAGGGCCCCAAUGUGGAGGUUGGUCCCAGUGUUGAAGUUGGCUCUAGCGCACACAUGGGCCCAAAUGGGGAGCUGUCAAGGUGCCGGGCCUGUGGUGGCCCCGUUCCCCGGGAUGCCCUCUUUCAGGGCAAAUUCUGUAGCUCCAUUUGUGCCCAGCCCUCCAGUGGCAGAUCGUCUCCAGGGGAAGCAAGGGAGAGUCAAACAGUUGAGGGCGAGAGGCUGGGUAAACGUGUGCGCAAAAAGAGGAAGAUCUAUAUGGAUUCUGGUGAUGAAGAGGAAGACAACCAAGAGGAACCAGAGGAAAAAGCAAAGACUACCAAAGGCAGAAGAGGUGCCAAAAUUGCCAAACUUGUGACUGCCCCACCCAAUAAAAAACGGGCAUGGAGCUGGCCUGCUUACUUGGAAGAGGAGAGGGCCAUCGCUUCUCCUGUUAAACUAUUCAAAGAGCACCAGUCGUUUCCUCAAAGCAGGAACAGUUUUAAAGUGGGAAUGAAGCUGGAGGGGUUGGACCCAUCUCACCCAUCUCUGUUCUGUGUACUCACUGUUGCAGAGGUACAGAUCCAAGGCUAUAGGGUGAGGCUACACUUUGAUGGUUACCCAGAAUGCUACGACUUCUGGGCCAACGCUGACUCAUGGGAUAUAAAACCAGCUGGCUGGUGUGAGAAGAAUGGACAUAAGUUAUUGUUGCCUAAAGGUUGUAAGGAUGGAGAGUUUAAUUGGAGCAUGUAUGUGAAGAACUGCAGGGGUCAGCUGGCCCCAAAACACCUUUUCAAGAGCCUCAACACAUCUGUGACUCCGUCUGGAUUUAGAGCAGGGAUGAAGCUGGAGGCGGUCGACAGGAAGAACCCAUCGUUGAUCUGUGUAGCAACCAUUGCUGCUGUUGUUGACAACCGACUGCUCAUUCAUUUUGACAACUGGGAUGACACAUAUGAUUAUUGGUGUGACGCUAGCAGUCCAUACAUCCAUCCUGUGGGGUUCUGUGAAGAGGCUGAGCUAACUCUGACCACUCCAGCUGGUAAGACACAGACCAAGACACACGUGGAAUAUAAGCAACCCAAGAGUUUCUCAUGGGAGAAAUACCUGGAAGUGACGGGCACACAGGCUGCUCCUGCUCGAGCUUUCAAACCUCGACCUCCACAUGGCUUCCAGGUUGGGAUGAAAGUGGAAGCUGUCGAUAAGAGGAACCCCAUGCUCAUCCGUGUUGCAACUAUAGCGGACACAGAGGACCACCGACUAAAGAUUCAUUUUGAUGGCUGGAGUUCAGAGUAUGACUACUGGGUGGAGACAGACUGCCCUGAUCUGCACCCUGUAGGGUGGUGUCAGAAAACUGGACACCCACUGCAAUACCCUAAUGGCUCCAGUGAUUUGUUGACUGCCCCAGGACAAGGAUGUCCUACCCCAGGAUGCAACGGGGUUGGCCACAUCAGAGGGCCUCGCUAUGGGACCCACUACACCCAAGUGAGCUGUCCCUACUCUGAGAUGAAUCUGAACAAGGAGGGCUUGCUGCCAGAUCGCCUCAGCGGUGAACGACCUCUCGCCCUCAGUGGACUUCAUCCUCGUGGGCGACGCCCCGAUCCUCACACAAACAUUACGACACACAUCUCCUCAACGCCAGACCAGACGGAAGGAGCUGAAGACUCCCAGAACAGGAAACCGGUGACAGUGGAAGCUGAGCGUUCAGGACGCAACAGCCAACCGGAGCCACCGGGUGGAGCCAGUGAGCAGAGCCACAAUGGAACAAGGCCCAAACGGACUGCUCCAGUUCCCAAAUACCUUAAAAUGCACUACGUUAAAGAGGAGAUUGGCGAUAGUAAAGCCUCUCCAGACGCCAUCUCUCUCCAGCAGGCCCUCCACGAGUCUGUGUUUUCCCCCGGCAUCUCUGCCUCCCCCCCCCACCGGGUGGCUCUCUGCUGGGACAAACACUGCCAGCUGCUGCCUGAGGUCCUGGGGCUGACUGCCAAGAGAGUGGCCACUUGGAGCGCUGAGGAGGUGGCCAGUUUUGUCAAAGGACUCCCAGGAUGUAAAGAACAUGCUGCUACAUUUAAAACAGAGCAAAUAGAUGGCGAGGCCUUCCUGCUGCUCACUCAAGCAGACAUUGUCAAGAUCCUGUCAAUCAAGUUAGGGCCCGCCCUGAAGAUCUACAACUCCAUCCUCAUGUUGAAGAACGCAGACGAAGAGUGAGGAAUCACUCGCUCCUUACCGGUUCCCUCGGCUCCGGUUUCAUCAACACUCAGCUAAAGACAUUUGAUAAAAUCAGCCAGAACAGGUUUCAUCUCUCGAGCUCUGCAACGGUGCAGCUACACGAGAGAAACAAGUGGAAGCCAUCAUCUCGAAACACGUCCAUCUCUCCCUCCUCUCUCUAUGAAUGGACAGUAUUGAUCAACCUGAGGGAGACUUGUACAUGAUACCGUGAGGAUUCCUCGACUUAUAUCGUCUUUGUUUUCUGAAUCAAAAAAACAAACAAAACUACAGGCACCUUCAAUGCUUCUAAACAUUGUACAGUUUAUGGAUUUAGUGUCACAAUUCUGUUGCAUUUCCCAUUUUAUUUGAACUGUAAUGGUGCUUAAGCUCAGAGCAGAUGGAACAAGCGUCUUUGUGCUUUCUUGCUUUUUUUUUUUUUUUUUUUAAAGCUGCAAAAUACAAUCGAGAGGUUCUUGACACCCAGUGGAGCAGAAGCACUAUGUAGUUCAGCCUUUCUCCUCUAGAUGGAGAAAGUGGGUCACUCCACAGGCCCAAAGGCAAGAGAGUUUGUUUAAAUUGGAGUUGGCUGAGGCUUAGAUUAAAUGGGGGGAUGGUAAAAACUUUUCGUGUGUGUGUGUGCGCAAAUGUGACUAAGUGUGUUUGAGAAAUGAGGAUGUAAUUUCCCACCAGCCUGUGUGUGUGUGUGUGUGUGUGUGUGUUGCUUUUCUGGUCAGAGGAUUGAGCAGGGCUAAGGGCUAAAUGUUAAAUCAAGGAAACUUGCAGUCUUUUAAGGUGGAACGAGUCAAUGAACCAGCUCUGUUCAUCUCUAUCUGCUAUUUUUUGGGCAACGGCACAUGAAUAUGAAUGUUUAAAACAGCUUUUAGUUGUUUUGUUUAUUAAUUAUCUUGUUUGGUUUAAAUAACCUCUGUCAUUCAUAUUGUAAAUAGUAUACAGCUACAAAAGGACUGUCCUCGCUACAGUUUACUCCUGCUUGGUUAUGCAAAGGCUUGGCAUCUGUCUACAGCGGAGGACAAUGUGACAGUGAACUGAAAAAUACGAGCCUCAAUUCAUACAUAGAUUUUGAGAAGAAAAAAAAAAACCCAAAUGUUGUCAGUGUCUUUGUAAAUCAGCGUGUACUUCAGCAAGUUGGAAUGUGUACAUCAGCAACUGUUUAUAUGCAAACAGCUUUUAUUUAUGUAUUCUAAUUUAAGGGGUAAUGGUAUGCUGUUCUGGCUCCGAGGUGGCUGUGGUUGUUUGAUGGAAUGGGUGAAAAUAAAUGAUGCACACUG